This is a messenger RNA of Nicotiana tabacum (common tobacco), 2813 nucleotides long. NCBI's taxonomy places the organism in Eukaryota, Viridiplantae, Streptophyta, Magnoliopsida, Solanales, Solanaceae. The record is from RefSeq and is a predicted model, not a curated record.
AGAAUGUGAUAGAUAGUCAAAAUGGGGUUGAUUUUGAUGCUGAGAAUAUCGGUUCUUGACUCGAGUUUGGAACGCUGCAAUGCGAUAUUGAAACAACUCGAAAGUGGUGACGAUGGGAAAGCGUUGAGUUUUUUCCGAUGGAUGCAGAAAAAUGGAAAGUUAAAGCAAAAUGUUACUGCCUAUAAUUUGAUACUCCGUGUCUUGGGGAGAAGAGGGGACUGGGAUGGAGCGGAGGCGAUGAUUAAGGAAAUGAGUCUGGAGUCGGGUUGUGAGCUUACGUAUCAGGUUUUCAAUACCCUUAUUUAUGCUUGCCAUAAGAAAGGGCUCGUGGAGUUGGGUGCUAAGUGGUUCCACAUGAUGUUGGUGAACCGAGUUCAGCCAAAUAUUGCAACUUUCGGUAUGCUAAUGGCUCUCUAUCAGAAAGGUUGGAAUGUUGAGGAAGCAGAAUUUACAUUUUCAAAGAUGAGGAGUCUCAAUAUUAUGUGCCAAUCUGCAUAUUCAGCUAUGUUGACUAUAUAUACGCGAAUGAGAUUGUAUAAUAAAGAAGAAGAAAUCAAUGGUUUUUUGAGGGAAGAUGAAGUAAUUCUGUAUCAGGAAAAUUGGUUGGUUCUGCUCAAUGCUUAUUGUCAACAAGGCAAGUUAACCAAGGCUGAGCAGGUCUUAGCUUCAAUGAAGCAAUCUGGUUUUUCGCCAAAUAUAGUUGCGUACAACACAUUGAUCACUGGAUACGGGAAGAUUUCCAACAUGCGUGCUGCACAACGCUUGUUUGGUGAUCUUAAAAGGGUCGGAGUGGAGCCCAAUGAAACAACUUACAGAUCUAUGAUCGAAGGGUGGGGAUGUGCAGACAAUUAUGAGGAGGCAAGGAGAUACUAUGUGGAACUGAAAAGACUCAGACACAAACCAAACUCGUCUAAUUUGUACACGAUGCUGAAUUUACAAGUCAAGCAUGGAGAUGAAGAGGAUGUUGUUAGAACUAUUGAGGAAAUGAUGCACUCUGGCAGCGAAAAGUCAACCGUCCUUGGCAUUCUUUUGCAAGCAUACGAGAAGCUUGAAUGCGUUCACAAAGUUCCUUCGAUUUUGAGAGGUUCUUUAUAUGAUCAUGUUUUGAGAAACCAGAUAUCUUGUUCGAGUCUGGUAAUGGCUUAUGUGGAAAACAGCAUGAUAGAUGAUGCAUUAAAAGUUUUAAGGGAAAAACAGUGGGAGGAUGCUUUAUUUGAGGACAACUUGUACCAUUUGUUAAUUUGCUCGUGCAAAGAUUUCGGAUAUCCAGAGAAUGCUGUGAAAGUGUUCACUUGUAUGCUGAAAUCUUAUAACCCGAACUUACACAUAAUACGCACUAUGAUAGACAUUUACAGUACAAUCAACGAUUUUGCUGAAGCUGAAAAGCUUUAUCUAAUGUUGAAUUCAGAUGUUAAACUGGACAUGAUAACUUUUAGUGUUGUGGUAAGAAUGUAUGUGAAAUCUGGAGCUUUAGAAGAAGCCUGCUCUGCGUUGGAUGCAAUGGAGAAACAAAAGAACAUUGUUCCAGACAAAUAUUUGCUCCGUGAUAUGCUCCGAAUCUACCAGCGAUGUGACAAGCAGGACAAAUUGGCGGAUCUUUACUACAAACUUGUGAAAAGAGGAGUCAUAUGGGAUCAGGAAAUAUACAGUUGUGUCAUAAACUGUUGCGCUCGUGCAUUGCCAGUUGAUGAGCUUUCGAGGCUUUUUGACGAGAUGCUUAAACAUGGAUUUUUACCCAAUACAGUCACCUUCAAUAUUAUGCUUGACGUUUAUGGAAAGUCCAGGCUCUUCAAAAGGGCAAGAGAAGUUUUUUUGAUGGCGAAAAAGCGGGGUUUGGCUGAUGUUAUCUCUUACAACACACUCAUAGCUGCAUAUGGAAGAAGCAAAGAUUCAACCGUCGAGAAAAUGCAUUUCAAUGGCUUUUCGGUUUCUCUAGAAGCCUACAAUUGUAUGUUAGAUGCCUAUGGGAAAGAAGGACAAAUGGAGAAAUUCCGUAAUAUCUUGCAAAGACUGAAGGAAUCUGGUCAUUCUUCUGAUCAUUACACCUACAACAUUAUGACAAACAUUUAUGGUGAGCUCGGGUGGAUUGAAGAAGUUGCAAAUGUACUGACUGAAUUGAAAGAAUCAGGAAUUGGACCUGAUUUGUGCAGCUAUAACACAUUAAUAAAGGCAUACGGAAUUGCUGGUAUGGCUGAAAGUGCAGUAGAUUUGGUCAAGGAAAUGCGCAAAAAUGGAAUUGAACCUGAUCGAAUAACCUACGCUAACCUAAUCAAUGCAUUACAGAAAAAUGAUAUGUUUCUCGAGGCUGUUAAGUGGUCUUUAUGGAUGAAGCAGAUUGGAUUGUAAGAUCCAAAUCUGACAAAUAUUGCUGUUAUUAAUCGUGGCUCAAUCAUCUCCGGUUUACAGGUCAGGGCUUGUAUUCUUCUUGUAUAGACACUAUAGUUUCCGGCAAAGAUUUUACUGAGUAACCUGGAGUAUUAGCGAUGCUGGCUUCGCAUGUAAGAGCAGGUCCUAGAAGGCCACAUAUAUGCAGUCGUCUACUUGCGCAAAAAGUUUGUGUAACGUAAUUCAAAGAUACCUGUGUAUUUAUUGUCCCAUAAUACACCGGUUAGUGUAUAGUUGUAACUAUUUCAAGAUGGAAAAUAGCUUACUGUGAUUGUUUAGUUGAUCAUCUGUAUCUCCAGGAAGUCAUCUCUCUGUUGUAAUAAAUCAAAAUGGUAAAAGGCUCUAAACCAUUUAGAGUGUAUUAGCUGCUAUAUAACUGAGCCAUUUUUGGUAUAUUUUCAAUAAAAAUCUCUGCCAUUUUGUUUUCU